AUGAUGGCAUGCCUUUGUUUAGAGUUCAAUAAUGUAAUGCUUAUCUAUCUAUCUAUCUACCUACCUACCUACCUACCUACCUACCUACCUAUCUAUCUAUCUAUCUAUCUCAUCUUUUCAUGUAUAUCUAUCACAAUUAACAUACCUACCUAUCUAUCUAUCUAUCUAUCUAUCUAUCUAUCUAUCUAUCUCAGUCUUCAUUAUCUAUCUAUCUAUUUAUAUGAGCUGAAACGAACAGGACGUGUCAAGUCGGUUACGUUUAGCUUUCAAAUUGAUAAGAAAACCCCCCAUGAUGCCGGCGAUUAUUCAAUUAAAACGAAACAUUACCCCAUUUCUCCAACGUUUUCAUUCCUUCUUUCUUUCUGCCUUUCUUUCUUUCUUUCUUUCUUUCUUUCUGCCUUUCUUUCUUUCUUUCUCUCUUUCUUUCUUUCUUUCUUUCUUUUAACGUUACUCUCUAUAUAUUCUCUUUUAUAUUCUUUGCUUUUUUUUUCUUCUCUAUUUCACGCGAACUUUAUCUUUCUCCAAUAUUUAUUUUUUCUUUAUCUCUUUCAUUUAUACUUUCUUUCUGUCUUUCUUUCUUUCUUUCUUUCUUUCUGCCUUUCUUUCUUUCUUUCUUUCUUUCUUUCUUUCUUUCUUUCUUUUAACGUUACUCUCUAUAUAUUCUCUUUUAUAUUCUUUUGCUUUUUUUUUUUCUCUAUUUCACGCGAACUUUAUCUUUCUCCAAUAUUUAUUUUUUCUUUUAUCUCUUUCAUUUAUACUUUCUUUCUUUCUUUUUCUUUCUUUCUUUCUUUUCUUUCUGCCUUUCUUUCUUUCUUUCUUUCUUUCUUUCUUUCUUUCUUUCUUUUAACGUUACUCUAUAUAUUCCUUUUUAUAUUUUUGUUUUUUUUUUUCUUCUCUAUUUCACGCGAACUUUAUCUUUCUCCAAUAUUUAUUUUUUCUUUAUCUCUUUCAUUUAUACUUUCUUUCUGUCUUUCUUUCUUUCUUUCUUUCUGCCUUUCUUUCUUUCUUUCUUUCUUUCUUUCUUUCUUUCUUUUAACGUUACUCUCUAUAUAUUCUCUUUUAUAUUCUUUGCUUUUUUUUUCUUCUCUAUUUCACGCGAACUUUAUCUUUCUCCAAUAUUUAUUUUUUCUUUAUCUCUUUCAUUUAUACUUUCUUUCUUUCUUUCUUUCUUUCUUUCUUUCUUUUUCUGCCUUUCUUUCUUUCUUUCUUUUCUUUCUUUCUUUCUUUCUUUUUUUAACGUUACUCUCUAUAUAUUCCCUUUUAUAUUCUUUUUUUUUUUUUUUUCUCUAUUUCACGCGAACUUUAUCUUUCUCCAAUAUUUAUUUUUCUUUAUCUCUUUCAUUUAUACUUUCUUUCUUUCUUUCUUUUUCUUUCUUUCUUUCUUUCUUUCUUUCUGCCUUUCUUUCUUUCUUUCUUUCUUUCUUUCUUUUAACGUUACUCUCUAUAUAUUCCUUUUAUAUUCUUUGCUUUUUUUUUUCUCUAUUUCACGCGAACUUUAUCUUUCUCCAAUAUUUAUUUUUCUUUAUCUCUUUCAUUUAUACUUUCUUUCUUUCUUUCUUUCUUUCUUUCUUUCUUUCUUUCUGCCUUUCUUUCUUUCUUUCUUUCUUUCUUUCUUUCUUUUAA
This is a messenger RNA of Acanthosepion pharaonis, 1623 nucleotides long. NCBI's taxonomy places the organism in Eukaryota, Metazoa, Mollusca, Cephalopoda, Sepiida, Sepiidae. The record is from the annotation of a GenBank genome assembly.